Molecule: messenger RNA, 6432 nt
Organism: Mauremys mutica (yellowpond turtle)
Lineage: Eukaryota; Metazoa; Chordata; Testudines; Geoemydidae
Gene: ERC1
Product: ELKS/RAB6-interacting/CAST family member 1
Exons: 17
Coding region: 276-3212 (978 amino acids)
Biological process (GO): maintenance of presynaptic active zone structure; regulation of synaptic plasticity; neuromuscular synaptic transmission
Cellular component (GO): cytoskeleton of presynaptic active zone
Molecular function (GO): structural constituent of presynaptic active zone
Source: RefSeq, a predicted model, not a curated record
GGCGGGGAGGAGCCGCGCGCGCGAGUCUGGCUGGUGUCGCUGCCCCCCGUGCUCCCCCCUCCGUCGCUGACAGGCAGCAGCCGGAGCCACCGGGCGGGCGGGCGGCAGAUAUGAUCUCAAACACCAUGAGUACGUGACUUCAGAAAUGGACAACUGGAUCUAUUAUAAAUUGUGAUUGGCCUUAAGCUGACUUGCAACCACAGAAAAACCUCACAGUAUCUCUAUCUCAUUCCUGCUUGAUACCUGUAUAGUCACCUCACGCCACCAGUUCAAUCAUGUAUGGAAGUGCUCGGUCAGUUGGUAAGGUUGAACCAAGCAACCAGAGUCCUGGGCGUUCACCAAGGUUGCCAAGAUCACCGCGCUUGGGUCAUCGUCGAACCAACAGCACAGGUGGGAGCUCUGGAAGCAGUGCUGGGGGUGGGAGUGGGAAAACGCUUUCCAUGGAAAAUAUUCAAUCCUUAAAUGCUGCCUAUGCCACAUCUGGCCCUAUGUAUCUAAGUGACCAUGAGAACGUGGGUGCUGACACCCCUAAAAGCACCAUGACUCUUGGACGAUCUGGGGGGCGGCUGCCUUAUGGUGUUAGGAUGACUGCUAUGGGUAGCAGCCCCAAUAUUGCCAGUAGUGGGGUUGCCAGUGAUACUAUUGCAUUUGGAGACCACCACCUCCCUCCAGUGAGCAUGGCAUCCACUGUGCCUCACUCACUGCGCCAGGCCAGGGAUAACACUAUAAUGGAUCUGCAGACACAGCUCAAAGAGGUGCUACGAGAAAAUGAUUUGUUGCGCAAGGAUGUGGAGGUGAAAGAAAGCAAGCUGAGCUCCUCCAUGAACAGCAUCAAGACUUUCUGGAGUCCCGAGCUAAAGAAGGAGAGAGCCUUGAGAAAAGAUGAAGCUUCCAAAAUCACCAUUUGGAAGGAGCAGUAUAGAGUGGUGCAGGAAGAAAACCAGCACAUGCAGAUGACGAUCCAGGCUCUCCAGGAUGAGCUUCGGAUCCAGCGGGACCUGAACCAGCUGUUCCAGCAGGACAGCAGCAGUAGAGCCAGUGAACCGUUUGUGGCAGAGCUGACAGAGGAGAACUUCCAACGGCUUCAUGCAGAGCAUGAGCGCCAGGCCAAGGAACUUUUCCUGCUGCGCAAAACCUUAGAAGAGAUGGAAUUGCGCAUUGAGACUCAGAAGCAGACCUUAAAUGCCCGUGAUGAAUCCAUCAAAAAGCUGCUGGAGAUGUUGCAGAGUAAAGGACUGUCUUCAAAAGCCACAGAGGAGGAUCAUGAGCGGACAAGACGGUUGGCUGAAGCAGAGAUGCAUGUCCACCACCUGGAGAGCCUGCUGGAACAGAAGGAGAAGGAAAACAAUAUGCUGAGAGAGGAGAUGCAUCGUCGGUUUGAAAAUGCCCCUGACUCAGCCAAGACAAAAGCUCUACAAACUGUUAUUGAGAUGAAGGACUCAAAAAUCUCCUCCAUGGAACGUGGCCUCCGUGACUUGGAAGAGGAGAUUCAGAUGCUGAAGUCAAAUGGAGCUCUAAGCACAGAAGAGCGUGAGGAGGAAAUGAAGCAAAUGGAGGUGUACCGUAGUCAUUCCAAAUUCAUGAAAAACAAGGUAGAGCAACUGAAGGAAGAGCUAAGUGCCAAAGAGGCUCAAGGGGAGGAGCUGAAAAAAAGAGUGGCUGGUCUCCAGGCCGAGAUUGGUCAGGUGAAACAGGAGCUGUCCCGCAAGGACACUGAGCUGCUGGCCUUGCAGACAAAACUGGAAACCCUCACAAACCAGUUCUCUGACAGCAAGCAGCAUAUCGAGGUGCUGAAAGAAUCUCUUACAGCUAAAGAACAGAGAGCCGCCAUCCUGCAGACAGAGGUGGAUGCACUACGAUUACGUCUGGAGGAAAAAGAGACCAUGCUGAAUAAGAAGACAAAGCAGAUCCAGGAGAUAGCCGAGGAGAAAGGGACUCAAGCAGGAGAAAUACAUGAUCUCAAGGACAUGCUGGAUGUGAAAGAACGCAAGGUCAACGUUCUUCAGAAGAAGAUUGAAAAUCUCCAGGAACAGUUAAGAGACAAGGAAAAACAGAUGAGCAGUUUGAAGGAUCGAGUAAAAUCCCUGCAGGCUGACACCACCAACACUGACACUGCCUUGACCACACUGGAAGAAGCACUUGCAGAGAAAGAGCGGACUAUUGAGCGCCUGAAGGAGCAACGGGACAGGGACGAGCGAGAAAAACAAGAGGAGAUUGACAACUAUAAAAAAGAUCUUAAGGACCUGAAAGAAAAAGUCAGCCUCUUGCAAGGAGAUCUCUCUGAGAAAGAGGCUUCCCUGUUGGAUCUGAAGGAACAUGCCUCAUCCCUGGCUUCUUCAGGACUGAAGAAGGAUUCCAGGCUCAAGACGCUGGAAAUUGCAUUGGAGCAGAAGAAGGAGGAGUGUCUGAAAAUGGAAACUCAGCUGAAGAAGGCUCAUGAAGCUACACUGGAGGCCAAGGCCAGCCCAGAGCUGAAUGACCGAUUCCAGCAGCUGGAGCGGGAGGUGGCAUUGUACCAGGAAGACACCAGUAAGGCUCAAGCUGAAGUGGAUCGUCUUCUGGAAAUCCUGAAGGAGAUGGAAAAUGAAAAGAAUGAUAAAGAUAAAAAGAUAGCAGAACUUGAGAGGCAAGUCAAAGACCAAAAUAAGAAGGUAGCAAAUCUGAAGCACAAAGAGCAAGUGGAGAAAAAGAAGAGUGCACAGAUGCUAGAAGAGGCCAGACGGAGGGAGGACAAUCUCAAUGACAGCUCCCAACAGCUUCAGGAUAACCUGCGUAAAAAGGAUGAUCGGAUUGAAGAAUUGGAAGAGGCGCUGAGAGAGAGUGUGCAGAUAACUGCAGAGCGGGAAAUGGUGCUAGCACAAGAGGAAUCAGCCAGGACUAAUGCUGAGAAACAGGUAGAGGAGUUGAUGAUGGCCAUGGAGAAAGUGAAGCAAGAGCUGGAGUCCAUGAAAGCAAAACUGUCCUCUACCCAGCAGUCUUUAGCUGAGAAGGAGACCCAUUUAACCAACCUACGAGCAGAGAGGAGGAAACAUUUGGAAGAGGUUCUGGAGAUGAAACAAGAAGCUCUUCUAGCUGCCAUCAGUGAAAAAGAUGCCAACAUUGCUCUGCUAGAGCUUUCAUCCUCUAAGAAGAAGACCCAAGAUGAAGUGGCUGCACUGAAGCGAGAGAAGGACCGUCUGGUGCAACAGCUCAAGCAACAGGAUGAUCAAUGAAACAAUGCUGUACAGAUUAAACCGAAAUUGGACAUAGCAAACUUGAGACAUCCAUUGCAUCAAUAAAACUGCAGGGAAACGUAGAGGAAAAUUUGAUGGCAUUAUAUCAUCACCUAAUGACGUGCUUGAAAAGUGAAUAUAUUCAAAUCUAUGUAAAAAUCAAAGACAGCACCAGGAUUAGUUUCAUGAAAAUGGUAGUGAAAUCCAAAAUAUCCACAAGGAAAAGAAAAUGCGUUUAAGUUUUGGCGAAACGACGAGUCCACAUCAAACAGAGACAAAUUCAAUUACCUGCAAACCAAGGCUCAAAGAUAGCUUCAUGUUCUACAGGGUAACUGAUUGAAAAAGACAGAAGAAAUACAGCAUUAUGCCAAUACUAACAACACAAAGUUAUUUUAUAACUCACUGAAGACCAUUUAUGGCCCAUCAAAUUUUGUGCCAGCUCCACUAAAGCGUUUAGAUAUAUUUACCUUAAUCAAGGACAAGAGAGGCAUCUGUGAAAGAUGGGCACAGCACUUUACUGAGCUACUCAGCCAUCUUUCUAUUGUCAACCCACAGGUGCAGAGGAACCCAGGACCCCCAGCAUGAAGAAAUUGUCUAGUUACCUACCUUUGAAAAAGUGCAAAAGCAAAUGAAGUCAGGUAAAUCACCAGGCAAAGACAACAUACCAGCGGAAAUCUUCAAACUUGCAGGCCCCAACACUGUCAACUAUCUAUAUGAAAUUAUUACGGCUGUCUGGGAAACUGAGAAAAGUCCUCAGGAUUUCAAAGAUACCUUUAUUUAUGUAAUCAUAAUUGUAACAAAUCUGACUGCAACAACUACCAGGUUUCCGCCCUCCUAUCUGUAGAUGGUAAAAUCCUUGCUUGUAUUUUGCUCAAUCAGCCUGUUGAAAUAGUAUCAGAGAAGUUUCUGCCAGAGAUCCAGUGUGGAUUUAGAUCAGUUUGGAGCAUCACAGACAUGAUUUUUGUUGAGAAACAGAUUCAGGAAAAAUUAAUUGAACAAAACAUGGAACUGUAUGCUGUCUUUAUUGAUCUUUAUUUAAAAAAAAAAAAACAUUUGACACUGAGCGGAAAUGGCCUCUGACAAUUCUAGAAAAGUUUGGAUGCCCCAUCAAAUUUGUUAACAUCAUACGUCAAGUCCACGAAGACAUGACUGGUCAAGUCCUCUCAGAUGAUGGCCUCUCUAAGCCAUUCCCCAUAUUUACUGGGGUGAAACAAGACUGUGUGCUGAGACAUUGGUCCUCUUUGGUCUCUUCUUUGCAACGGUUCUGAACUAUACAACUGACAACCUUCAAAAGGAUAUCCACAUAAGCUGCAGAACUGAUGGAUAACUCUUCAGAAGUCCUUGAGAAACUCAUAUGUGACGCCCUUUUUGCAGUUGAUUGUGCUCUAUUUAGUCAUAGUGAAAGUAACCUACAACUUAUCCUUGAUAGGUUCUCAGAGGCAACUAAACAGUUUGGACUCACUUUCAGCCUGGAAAAUCCUGAACUCCUGUUCCAACCAUUGUCAUCCGCCACUAUCACUGAACCAAACAUCACCUUUGAUGGUACAAAACUAAAGAAUAUCAAUCACUUUACAUACCUGGGCAAUACCAUCUCAAGUGACAGUUCCCUGGGUCAAGAAAAUGUCAAACAGAAUGCAAAAGACAAGCUAGGGUUUUGGAAGACUUUGCCAUAGGAUACUCAACCAGCACACCUUCAUACUGUUAACAAAACUGAUGAUAUACAAUGCAGCAAUGAUAGCAUCCCUUUUAUAUGGGUGUAAAACAUGGCAUACUGCAUACACACCGAGCAAUUUGAAAAAUUUCACAUGCAAUGUCUUUGCUCUAUUCUGAAGGUCUGCUGACAAAACAAAGUGUCAAACAUUAACAUCCUUGAAAGAGCAAAAACAACCAGCAUCGAGACAAUGAUUAUCACACCUCAUCCUAGGCGGACAAGUCAAGUUGUCAGAAAGGGUGAUUGGAGACUCCUGAAAAAAGUCCUUUGGCAAGCUGAAACUCAGAAAAUUCAGGAAGGGCAGUCAAUGUGAAUGCUUCAAAAACACCCUUAAGGAGACUCUCACCUUGUGAAUAUUGAUAACUUCAAAGACACAGCCAAGGGAAAACCUGAAUAUAGAGCAACUGUCAAUAAAAUUUGUAAACACUUUGACAAAGAUGCAAAAAACGAAUAGAAAAAAGGGCCAAGCAUGAUUGACAGUCUUCAUUGGGAGCCUAUAUUUUCCUGUGUGACAUCUGUUCGCAACCUUGCUCUUCAGGCUACAUAGCCACAAGAGAACACAAGAAAUGCCACAAUGCCAUACAGUAACAUUCAAUGCUGUGUCAACAUUUUUUCCUAUGGCAGCGAUUUACCUUCCUAUGGAAUUAAUACUUACUCUCGCUCCUUUGCCCACCUCCUUUCAGCAUUGCCCUUCUUCCUUUUAUAUUAUUAAAAUAAAACUGUGCACAAGUUAAAUUCUUGCUGCCACUGACUUCAGAUCCCUUCAAACCUACUCUCAAAGGAAUAUGCUGGCAAGCCAGGCAUGUCGUCUGUACUUCAACUAGCAGUCAAGUCUGUUAUUUGUUACAUUUCAGUAGUGAUUCCAUAGCUUUAGUUGAGGAGGCAGGUUCAUUACCUCACUGAGGUACUGAGGCUUAAUAAAUUGUUUGUAAAGUAAUUUUAUAUCUUCAGAUGAAAGACGUCAUAGAACUGCAAACUAUUAUUAGCUUUGUUUUCAGUUACUUGUAACUUUUUUUAAAAUAUAUUUUUUGGGCUGAAAUUUCCCAUGUUUGCUCUCAGCCCAAAGAAAAACUGUUUUGGUUUAUUACAGAUAUUGCUCUCAUUCAUUAAGAUUCAUGGCUGCAAUAUAAUUUUAGUACAGCAUUUUAAUUCUUCAAAGCCCCAUACAAAUACUAAUAAAUAAAAUAAUUCUUUACAACAUCCAGUGCUACUUAGAUAGCUAUAUAUAGCUUUUAUAACACCCAGUGCCUCUUCUAUAACAUUUCUUCAUCACAAAGCCCUUUCUAAAGUGAAGUGUAAGUAUCAUCAUCCCUACUCUACAGAUAGGGAAACUGAAGAUACACAAUGAAUCAGUGGAAGAGCCCAGAUUAGAACUCAGGAGUUCCUGUCUCCCACUCUGGUGCCACGGCCGUUAGACCACACAGCCUCUCAGCUAUAACCAUCUUACUGGUACUUGACAGCCCAAGAAAUUGUACCCUAAGAGGUCUGUAAUGGGAAAGAAUCUCAGAU